Molecule: messenger RNA, 312 nt
Organism: Westerdykella ornata
Lineage: Eukaryota; Fungi; Ascomycota; Dothideomycetes; Pleosporales; Sporormiaceae
Exons: 2
Source: RefSeq, a predicted model, not a curated record
AUGAUCUUUAUUCACGAUCUCAUCGAAAACCGCGACGAUGCAUGGACAACACAUGCAAAUGAACCCUGGCCUAAGACACACCUGCCUGAAAUAAUUCCUAAUGUCCGGACUCUCGCGUUUGGAUAUGAUGCAACUGCGCGGAAGAUGGCUGAUAUUGUCUCCUGGACAAAGGUAGAGGAGCACGCAAAACGCUUGCUAGAGGCAGUAGCUGUCCUGAGUGAAAAUAAUGGAAAUCGCCCUGUAUUCUUCGUAGCCCAUGGCCUCGGCGGUCUUCUUUGUGAAGCAGCUCUUGUGAUAUCGGCCGAACAAGAC